Molecule: messenger RNA, 792 nt
Organism: Ceratina calcarata
Lineage: Eukaryota; Metazoa; Arthropoda; Insecta; Hymenoptera; Apidae
Product: EEF1A lysine methyltransferase 2
Exons: 4
Coding region: 153-767 (204 amino acids)
Cellular component (GO): cytoplasm
Molecular function (GO): protein-lysine N-methyltransferase activity
Source: RefSeq, a predicted model, not a curated record
AACUGCCGGUUAAAUAAAAAUUCGAUAUAUUACGUGUAGUAUAUUUGAUUCCGUGAAAACAAAUUUAAUCAUCAUUUUCGUGUGAAAUCAUGACAGAUGAAAAUAUUGAAGAAUUGGGACCGUCGGAUUUAGGCACUCUCGAUUAGUAAGUAAUGUACUGGGACAGGGUUUACGCGGAAGAACUCGAUAAUUUCAAGGAACACGGAGACGUGGGCGAGAUAUGGUUCGGUAGAAAUAAUACACUAAAAGUCAUACGUUGGAUCACUACACAAUUAAAUCUUAACAAAGACGACAAAAUAAUCGAUGUAGGAUGUGGAAAUGGGAUGACGUUGAUCGAACUUGCUAAGAAAGGUUUUGAAAAUUUGAUAGGAAUAGACUACUCACAGAAGGCGAUUGACUUAGCCCGUGAAGUAUUUGUAGAAAAUAAUACCUCUCAUAUCGGUUUACAAGCUUGCGAUAUAUUAGAUUCUGAAACGUUUAAUUUGUCAUCGGAUUUUAAGCUAGUGCAUGAUAAGGGAACGUACGAUGCUAUCAGUUUACAUCCACAAGAUCCUGCAUCGAAACGACAGAAGUACAUAGAGAAUAUACACAAAAUUCUCUUGCCUUCUGGAUAUUUAGUUCUAACGUCAUGCAAUUGGACUAAGGAGGAAAUAGAGAAACAUUUCCAAAAUUAUUUCAACGUUUUACACAUUCUCCCGGCGGAUACGUUCACCUUCGGUGGACAAAAAGGAAACACUGUAACACAAUUAGUUCUACAAAGAAAAUGAUUAAUAAAGGAGUUGAUUAAUGAAC